Messenger RNA from Closterium sp. Naga37s-1, 541 nucleotides. Lineage: Eukaryota; Viridiplantae; Streptophyta; Zygnematophyceae; Desmidiales; Closteriaceae. The record is from the annotation of a GenBank genome assembly.
GAGUCGUAACCGCAUUGUAUUGCGCCUUCGAUUCUACAACAGUAACAGCAAGUGCGUUGUGACAGUAAAAGGGAAGACUGUAAUGGCGGAUGGCAUCGGACGCUCCACUGAGGAGGAGGAGGACAUUGAUCCCGCUUUUGGCCGCGCAUGUGUGGCGGACCCCUCACUGCUGCAAUCUGCAUCCACGCCUCUUCUCUCCUCUCUGCCUGCCCGCUUCUCCUGCCCGCAGUUUGUGUGUCUGGGGGGAUUUUGCAACACUAGGACCGUGUUUGAGUGGCGGGGCAACACAAUUGAGCUCGAUGAGACUCAGUUUGCCUUUGGCACACAGUACGAGAUUGAGUGUGAGACGAGCCAGCCAGAGCAACUCAAAGCAGAGCUACACCUCAAACCUCCCCUCCCACCCACGUCCCCACAACCCCCCGUGCCACCACCCCCCACCUUCCCCACUGACCUCUCCCUUUUUUGCAAUGUCCCUUUUUUCCUACCGAUUUUGUGCGCUCGUAUUGGAUGGUUGCAGGGGGAAGUUUUUGCAAGAGCAUAA